Molecule: messenger RNA, 1182 nt
Organism: Penicillium verhagenii
Lineage: Eukaryota; Fungi; Ascomycota; Eurotiomycetes; Eurotiales; Aspergillaceae
Product: replication factor C subunit 2
Exons: 4
Coding region: 1-1182 (393 amino acids)
Biological process (GO): DNA-templated DNA replication; DNA repair
Cellular component (GO): DNA replication factor C complex; nucleus
Molecular function (GO): ATP binding; DNA binding; DNA clamp loader activity
Source: RefSeq, a predicted model, not a curated record
AUGGCUUCCUCAUUUUUCAACAACAAAGCACGAGCUGCAGCCUUAGCAGCAUCUAGCAGCUCCAAAGCGAAGGCCAGCGACAACAAAGAAGAUUCAACCCGAUUGCAACCCUGGGUUGAGAAGUAUCGACCUAAGACUCUGGAUGAUGUCGCCGCGCAAGAUCACACCACUAAAGUCCUCCAGCGCACAUUGCAAGCUUCCAACCUCCCCCACAUGCUCUUCUACGGACCCCCAGGAACCGGUAAAACCUCUACAAUCCUUGCCCUCGCCAAAUCCCUCUUCGGCCCCGCCCUCUACCGUUCCCGCAUUCUCGAACUGAACGCCUCAGAUGAGCGCGGUAUCAACAUCGUCCGCGUCAAGGUCAAGAACUUUGCCCGUGCACAACUUUCUCAGCCCACCGGCCUCGACGCCGAGUAUCUCGCACAAUAUCCUUGCCCUCCAUUCAAGAUUAUCAUUUUGGAUGAGGCGGAUAGCAUGACACAAGAUGCGCAGGCAGCACUGCGUCGCACAAUGGAACAGUAUAGCCGUAUCACGCGAUUCUGUCUUGUGUGUAACUAUGUCACCCGGAUUAUUGAGCCACUAGCCAGUCGCUGCAGCAAGUUCCGAUUCAAAUCUUUGGACAAUUCCGCGGCUGGAGUACGGAUAGAACAUAUUGCGCAGGCCGAGGGCUUGAAUCUGGAGGACGGUGUCAUUGAUACGCUCAUCCGGUGCGGUGAGGGUGAUUUACGUCGUGCCAUUACCUACUUGCAGAGUGCGGCGAGGUUGGUUAGUGCUACCAAGGCAUUCCCUGCUAAGAUUGACGAUGAUGAGGAAAUGACGGACGCCGGGGCUCCGGAGUCGGGGCUUAUUACGAUCCGCAGUAUUGAGGAGAUUGCUGGUGUUGUUCCGGAAAGUAUACUGGAUGAAAUCGUGCAGGCUAUGCAACCGAAGAGCUCGGGAUCAUCUUACGAGGCAGUUUCCAAGGUCGUUACAGACCUUGUGGCUGACGGGUGGAGUGCGACUCAGGUCGUUAGCCAGUUGUACCGACGACUUGUCUUCAAUGAGGCCAUUCCGGAUACUCAGAAGAACAAAAUUGUUUUGGCCUUCUCGGAGAUGGAUAAGCGAUUGGUUGAUGGUGCUGACGAGCAGUUGUCUGUCCUCGACCUGACCCUGCGCAUUGCGGGAAUUCUCCAAGGCAAAUGA